This is a messenger RNA of Paramecium tetraurelia, 1434 nucleotides long. RefSeq lists its product as uncharacterized. The record is from RefSeq and is a predicted model, not a curated record. Gene Ontology annotation, biological process: protein phosphorylation; mitotic DNA damage checkpoint signaling. Gene Ontology annotation, cellular component: nucleus; cytoplasm. The transcript is spliced from 3 exons. Gene Ontology annotation, molecular function: ATP binding; protein serine/threonine kinase activity. Lineage: Eukaryota; Ciliophora; Oligohymenophorea; Peniculida; Parameciidae.
AUGAAAAAAAGCACUUGUUCAUCUUCCGAUAACUCGAAGUCUUCAUUUUUUAAUGAUGGAAAUUAAUUAUUUACAACUUCAUCAUACGAAAAUCUUCAUUUUGUAGAUCAAGGAAUUUUUUAAAUGACCUAUCAAAAGAAGAUAAUAAUUGUAACAAUAUAUAUGGCGGAUUCUAUUCUUAAAAUUAGUGAUGAAAAAUCAGAUAGAUACAUCGAUGUUGAAAAUAUAUGCCUGAAAGGUAUUAUCAAUUAAAAAAACAAGCAAUUUGGUUUUAGACUAAGCAAAAAUGGAUAGUAUGCCGAAUUUUUUGGAAUUCAAUUAGAAAUAUUGAAUAAAAUUAAGAUAUACAUGAUUCAAUCUGAUUUUUAAUCAAAGUAUAAAGUAAUAAAAAAGGUAGGAAGUGGAUAUUUAUCUUAAGUUUACAAAGCGUAGAACAUUAUGAAUGGUCAAGAAUUUGCUGUUAAAAUAUACGAAAAAUCAAACCUCAUAAAAAGUAAUAGUUAUGAGAGGGAGUUGUGUAUGAAUGAAAUUCGCAUUCUGAGAUAAAUCAAUCAUAAAGGUUUGUUGAAAUUAUACGAGAUUUUUGAAGGAGAAUUAAAUAUCUAUAUCGUCACAGAAUUAUUAGAAGGAGGGCCAAUAAAAUAAUACAUAAUUAAUUAAGACCUUACUGAAUAAGACAUGAUGAAAAUAAUGAAGUCGCUUUUCAUUUCUUUAAAUUACUUACACAAAUUGAAUAUUUAUCAUACAGAUAUUAGAUUUGAUAAUAUCAUACUAAGGGAUCCCAUGGACUUAGAGUCGGUUUGCUUGAUCAAUUAUGGGAAAGCAGUUUAAAUACCUUAAAGAACUAAGACUUUAGAUCAUAUGACUUCGUAAGAAGAGGGAGCUCUGAAAUUCUAUAUGAAAAAAGACAUAUACUCUUUAAGCAUAAUUAUGUUGAGCAUUUUCACCUAAAAGUUUUAUUAAGAAAAUCAAUUGGUUGAUGAAUUACUAAUGAAAAACUUUAAAAACAUCAGUUAUAUUGAGUAUAUGGAAUUAUCACCUCCUUUUAGACGGUUUUUCGAAAUGAUUUUUACAGAAAAAUAUCAAAAAUAAAUUGAUUCUCUAAAUUGUGAAAAUAUUUUGGAACUUGAUGUGUUCAAACAACUGAACAAACCUAGAAAUUCGAAAAUAUUAAUUUCUUAAUAGUUAGCUAAUGGUUUAGCAAGAAGGACAAGCAAAUAUGCACCAAGAUUUUCUCAAAGGGAAAAAUUGGAAUAGUCCCUUAAUAUCAUAAAACUCCCUCCCAUCAAUGGAGACACUUCAACGUCCACAGAUAAAUCCUACUCUCCUAGUCCAUAAUCAGAUCGUUUCAUCUCUAAUUAAUUAACAAAUAUUUUAAAGGCUAGACAUUUUUAUUAACGAAAAAAUGCUUUAAAAUAAAAUAUCCUCAUAUGA